Messenger RNA from Drosophila eugracilis, 1258 nucleotides. Its product is annotated as sepiapterin reductase. The record is from RefSeq and is a predicted model, not a curated record. The coding region runs from base 263 to 1084 and encodes 273 amino acids. Gene Ontology annotation, biological process: tetrahydrobiopterin biosynthetic process. Lineage: Eukaryota; Metazoa; Arthropoda; Insecta; Diptera; Drosophilidae. Gene Ontology annotation, molecular function: sepiapterin reductase (NADP+) activity. The transcript has a single exon.
CAAGCUCAGAACGCUUCUAUAUAGGGAAUCGGAACCUAAGUUGCCCAGCCAAGUAUAUACAUAUACUUGGCCAAUCGAAAUCUAUAGCUUAUCAGUGCUGCUGAAAAUCAGAGUCCAGCUGGCUAAGCCCGCUCAAAAUUCGGCAACAGUACAGUCGUACGCCUUCAAGUGAUCGCAAGUGGAGAGCUCUUCAGUUAUAUUUUUUUUUUUGUGGUUUCUAAUCCAAAAAAACCGGAUCCUUAAAAUCCUUAAAACAAAAGUGAUGGCAGCAAAAAGAAUGGAUUUAAAUAAACGCACCUUUUUGGUGCUGAGCGGCAGCUCAAAUCCUUUGGGUCAAUCCCUGGCCGCGGAGUUUUGUCGUCGCCUGGCCACUGGUUCCUUGGCUCUGAUUCUGGAUGACGAUCAGGAGCAGCUACACGAACUGGAGAAUCAUCUUAAAAGCGAGCUGAAAACGGAGAAUGUUAAGAUAAAGACUGGAAAGUUGGACAAAACUCACUCGAAUGGCGUGCAGCUUAUGGAGCAGACUUUGAAGGAUCAUUUCAAAGAUUCGAAGGACAAUCAACGUUUUGAGAGAUCUAUAAUCCUUCACAACGAAGGACAGGCCGCUACUCAUGUGCUCUUGGAACCUCAGAGCACCGAGGAUUGGGAGGCGUAUGUCCAGCAACAACUCUAUGCUCCGGUGGCCCUCAAUCAAAUGUGGCUGCAAUCGAAGUAUCUGGAGAAGGUGGAGAAACUGGCGGUGAAUGUGACUUCGUCCCUAAUGGUUCGUCCCUUGGUCCAUGCGGGAUUACUGUGCUCCUGCAAGCGGGCCAGGGAUAUGUAUUUCCGAGCUAUGGCCGCCGAAGAGUAUCGCUACGGUGUCCAUGUCCUCAGCUUUUCACCCGGACUAAUGGCCAGCCAUGAGAGUCAGUGCGAUGUCAACGGUAACCGGAUUACUCCUGCCGAUCUGGUUGCCUCCAAGGAGUUACUCCAACUGCCUAGAAUCCAACCGAGACAGGCAACUCUGAAGUUGAUCAACAUUCUGGAGGAGAUCUCCUUUGUUUCCGGGCACGAUGUCGACUACUACGACACCUUUGUUUUAUGAGUAGCAUCGAGUGGGUGGGCUGCGUCCCUGAUGGACUCGGUUCUGUUUCUGGCUGACGAUUUGGAUGCUGUUUUCGAUUUGAUUGCCUUGGAAAUGAAUAAAUUCUGGUUAAUGACCCUGGAUUUAAACCUGGAAGUGCACGAAAACCAAGCACACGAACAGGAAAACGAAAAA